Messenger RNA from Brettanomyces bruxellensis, 990 nucleotides. RefSeq lists its product as uncharacterized. NCBI's taxonomy places the organism in Eukaryota, Fungi, Ascomycota, Pichiomycetes, Pichiales, Pichiaceae. The record is from RefSeq and is a predicted model, not a curated record. The transcript has a single exon. The coding region runs from base 1 to 990 and encodes 329 amino acids. Gene Ontology annotation, biological process: endoplasmic reticulum to Golgi vesicle-mediated transport; regulation of GTPase activity. Gene Ontology annotation, cellular component: TRAPP complex; cis-Golgi network; trans-Golgi network.
AUGUCCGAAAAAACUAAAAUAGACUCACCGCUCCCAUCUUUGCCGAAGAAAUUGGAUUCCGAGGAUUCAAAUGAAAGUGCGUUAAAAAGCAAUGGCAUCAGCACUGAGAGUAACAUCAGCAGUAUAAAUGAGGGCAGAACCGUUGAAAAUGCAAGCACAAUGUCAAAUAUAAGCAAGAUCGGAAAUGUACAAUCGAGGCGAACUAGCUCAGUAGCAUCUUCAAGGCACUCUAGUAGUCGUUCAAGGUCAAUUGUAUCGAGAUCGUCUACUGGUAGGCAGACCGCAAGAAAGUCAGAAAUAAUAGAAGAUGAGGAAGAGAUUUUCGGUGGGCAAGUGAACGCCUGCUGUCUAGACUUUCUACUUAAUGAAUUGGUGCCUCUUUCCAUGAGGGUGGGGUCUCAGAUUCAUAAGAAUGAGAACAACAUAAACGAAAUGAUGAAAAAUUUGGAAUUGACGGGACGAGAUAGUCAGGAAGCUCUAGAUUUACUGAAGCAAGACAAAGUCUUCUCUCCCGGACGGACGGAUUACUUGGCUGAUGAUAAGGCUAUGACGGAUGCAAGCGUUUUAAACCGAAUUGAACAGAUUGGGUUUGAAGUCGGGUAUAAAAUCACCGACUGCAUAGUAUAUUGGAAACAGAUGAGUGAAAAAAUGGAAAUAAAACUAACGGACACUCUUGAGAUCAUGAAAUUCAUAUGCAGAGAUGUGUGGAAAGUCAUUUAUCGGAAGCAAAUGGACAACUUGCGAACAAACCACAUAGGCACAUUCAUACUUAUAGACAAUGGUUUUAGGCCACUUUUACACUUCCAGACAAGUGGUGGUGAUAAGGACACUGCAAAGAAGGCCGAGCCAUUCUUGAGGUUCCCGUGUGGACUAAUACGCGGGAUACUGAAGAGUUUGGGAAUAGAUUCUGUUGUGAAAGCGACUGUGAAUGAAGAUAAAGUUCCAUCGAUCUCAUUUAGUGUCCAGACUAAUUUAGAAGAAAAAGAAUAG